Heterostelium album PN500 is the source of this 600-nucleotide messenger RNA. RefSeq lists its product as uncharacterized. The transcript is spliced from 4 exons. The record is from RefSeq and is a predicted model, not a curated record. The coding region runs from base 1 to 600 and encodes 199 amino acids. Lineage: Eukaryota; Evosea; Eumycetozoa; Acytosteliales; Acytosteliaceae.
AUGAAAGAUUGGCAAGGUAGUCAUCAUUCAAUUAAACAACAUCCAGAGCUAUACCAUACAACUGUACUUGGAAAGAAGACAUUGAUUCACCAUCCAGAGUCAAAUAUAGCAGAGACAUCACAUCAAAUAGAGACUGCAUUCUUAGAGUUAGAGAUAUCAAAUACAGAUCCUACUUAUCCAGUUACACCUGUAAUUGGUCCAUAUCUCAUUGAUCGUAUAGAGAUUGGUGUAAAUGGAGAUCCAAAUCUAGUUCAAACAUUGUCAUCCGAUUGGUUUGUAUAUCCAAGAGCAAACCCAAUCAGACCAGAGGAUACUGGUAAUGAUGGAAAGUUGGUAUUCUCAUCGAUUAGUUGGAGAUUGACAUCAAAGAGGAAUGAUCUCAUCGAGACAUCACAUAGAUCAUUGUUGAAACAAAAUCAUUUGAAGAUACCUUACAUGAAUGUACAAUCGAUGACAUGGUCUGGAAGAUUAAGAUCUGGAGUUAUGACAGAGAGACGUAAUUGGGUAGGUCAUAGUCAAAGAUAUCACAACUGGAUCUCGGUAUCCACUUCAACGAUCUUCUCUCUCACGUCAUCUUCGAUAAAGUACAAUGGUGUAUAA